CCCCUUUGUCCCUCGACUAGUUCUCUUCCAGAGUCAACGGUCAAAGUCAGAAUAAGACAUUCCGCCCCGCGUGUUUCUCGUGAAUCGAUCGAUUGAUUCCAAGUGUACGGAAUACACACGAUCCUGUCCACCGUGCAGUUUAGGUCUCACCGAUUCCAUUUAAUCUAUUCAAUCUAUUACCUUACCCCUCUCGUCUCGUCUCCAUUGUUCCCCCCGCCACCGGUCGCGCGACCGUUCAGCCACUUUGGAACUCCUCCUCACACGGCACAAUUAUCGUCAAUUUAGGAGACCCUCCCGACCACACUCAUUGCUUUUCGAUUCGUCCUCCAGCCAUCACCGCCCAACCCCUCCAGGUCUGCUAUCUACGUGUUUCACAUUCGAUCAUUUUUGUGUGAACUUAUCCCGAUUCCAGACCUUGACACCACCUGCAACCUGCACGUACGCUUCCACGUAUACCCUGCCACCCACGCCUCCGUCCUGCUAUUGCAGUAUGCAUAACGCCCCUUUCGGUUGAAUUUGGACCUGGGCCCGAUUGCGAUUUCUUUUAUAUCCGGCUACUUUUCUUCGAUGGACGGUGGUGUGCAAUCUGAUUGGGAGGUCGUGCGUUGGUGUUGAGAUCAAUCGCCCUUUUGAGUUACCAUUGUUCGGCUUUCAAUUGACCCAGGCGAGGAUUGGAGUAUACCCGAGAAACGGGGGCCAUUCUAUAUAUUCGGGCUUUUGAGGCCAGCGCAUACGUCAAACCGGGCAUCUAUCAUUCAUGGCCGCAUUGGAGGAAACCUCGGGGAAUGCCCCCGCUGGUGCUAGUCUCAAUUGUAAAGAGCAGCCGGUAUGCGCGACAAACACCGACCCCGAACAACGACCAAUGUCCUCGACCUCGGCGUCUCCGGUGCAUCCCAUCUCUCAGCUCCAGGGCCCCUUUGAAGAAUCGAUAGCCGAAGCCGUGCCCGGUUUGGCCAGUCAAUGGGUGGUCGAAAUCGAUGCGCAGACACGCCGGCGGGAUCUACUCGAGAACGACGAGUAUGAACGAUUGUGCGGGAGGAAAUGGCGACAGCGGGCUACUGAAAAAUACCACCCGUUCUGGAAGCUCGUCUCCCAGAUGGUCUUCGGGGUCCACCUUUUAGCCAAACGACAAGCCAAAUCACCAGCAGCAGUCAUGCAAAUCCUCCAAGGUCACGUCAACGAGCUAGACGGGUUUCUCCAGCGAACGACCGAAGACUUCCUGAUCAUCCACCUGGAUGUACGCACGCGCAUUCAAUACCUCAGCCUUCCACUCGGCAAUCUUGCCCUCUUCGACGAAAUGCUCGAGGACCGCAACUUUCGACUCGCCCUGGUAUCAUACAACGACCAGAUCGAGCAUGCCGUCGAGCGAUUCACCCUCGCUAUUACGGAUGCUCUUAAAGACUUGCAUAAAGGAAAGCAGGCUCUGGGUGCGUUGUGGCAUUAUUUGCAGCAACUGGGCAAUGAAGGGUGUUUUGAGACGGAUAGUCUCCGGGCGUUUUAUCAAGCGAUGAUGGAGAAUAUGGAAGGCUGGGUUAUGGCUUUGUCUAAGCUUCGGAGACGGGGAUCUGCACUGCAAAAGGCGCUGGGUCAGCUUGCGUUUGCGGUUACCGAAAUGCAGAGGCGGGUGGGUGUGGCUAGUCGAAAGGACGUGCGCUCCCUCGUCAAGACGCCGAACAGAGCCCCUUCCCGGACCACGUCUGUCCGACAAAGACUCUUUGCGAGGAGUCCCGGUCCCGGUACACCAGGACGACGACCCAUUUCGGAAAAACCACUCCCUCGCGACCCGUUAUCAAAACCCAAGUCUCGACCUGCUUCACGAAAUCUUGACGAUACCCUCAUUGCAGAGCAGCGCCAUACCGAGUCCCGCCUGCGCAAACCUUCUAGACGAGACAGCAUCAUGCCCCGAGUCCUCAGCCGUGCCAGAUCAUGCAGCGCCCUCGAAGGACAACCCGGAACCACAACCACCGAUCCCUCCCCACCCCGUACACCAUCCCGAUUAACCAGAAAACUCUCCCGACCUUUCCUCCCCAAACGCUCCGUCAGCGACAAAACGGAUACAAACAACCGACCCUCGACCGCACCAGCGCGAACCCUGAAAACCAGAAGCGCAUCGAUAGAACAGCUCAAAGCGCUAUGGGCAAAUGGACGACCACGAACACAGCAGUCCAUGGCCAAGCAAGCCCAACCGCCUCCAUCCCGCCCACAAACAUCUCAACCUAAAGAUUCACAACCAGAAGGUCUCGACACGAUGAAAGACCAAAUCUCGCACUUCCUCAAAACGGACCGCGUCGUCGAGGCGUGGGAUAAUAUAGCCAAAACGGCAAACUGCUGCGGCACGACACUCGCAAAGACCAAAGAGUGGCCGAGUAGUAUCUUCCGCACAAAAUCCUCCGAGAAUCUCCAUGCUGGAGCUCGUCACGAACGUGGAAGCGGAGCUGGUGCUGGUGCUGGAGUCUCAGGCACAGAUCUACAACGACAAAUGUCCUGGAUCCAAGAGCCCGAAUUCCUGAGUACGUACUCGUUCAAACAACGACCGGCGAUAUCCCCACGUAUCCACGUGUUGUCCGUCGCUAUUGACGACGAGCUGGAGAAGAGUUUCGAGGAUGCCGUGAGCAUGAAUAUGAGUAUGAAUGAUGAUGCCGGUGAGACGGGGUCGAUUAUUACGGCGUUGCCCGCUGUGCCGGCCCCCACGCCCGUGCCGGUUCCCGUGGCAUCGACGGCGUCCGUAGGUCUUCCGUCCAGUGCGGAGUAUAGACCGCGGGCUAUCGGGGCUCAAGCUUAGGGGUUGUUUUUCUUUGAAUUUGAUGCGGGCUAGCAUCUCGUCUGCUCAUUUAUAUCAUGCUGUCCUGUUCGACUCUCGUAUUGGUCUUGGUACGAUACCUAGGACUGGUUUCCUUGGGUUUAUACCGAUAUCUCUAUCGUCAGCGGCGGCAUCUUACUGGGGUCCGGCAAUCGAGAUAACAACUGGCUGGCUCGUUUUUGUUUUACGCAUUAUACAUAGUUGAGCUUUUAUACCCAUUCUGUACUCUGUACUACGCAAUAUCAUUUUCUUGUAGCAUUCAUUUCCAUCAUAGGACAAACCAUAAAAUUUAAGAAUUCACCGUGGUAGCAAGAUAAGGGACAUACUCCAAGACAAAGACAGGGAAAAGAGACCAAAAAAGAAGUCCCUUGACAGGAAAAAUACCGGCAGAUGGUAGGUAGAACGGAAGAAAGGCAGAUAUCUAGAAAUCAAAUUUCAGACUCUAGCAUCGAGUCUCCAAAAUCCGCAUAUUCAUUUCGUACUUCUCGAAGACAAAAAAAAAAAAAAAGGGCCCCGGCAAGCGCCUCAAGCAAAAGUAACUAAAACGCCCAACAUGAUCAAGUACCACGAGUCAAAAAAAAAAAAAAAACAAAGAACAGAAAAAAGAAAGAGAGAGCAGAGCUGCAUGGCGUGGGACACAGGGCCCACAUUCACAACACACAUGAACGCCCUUGGCCAAGCGAAACACACGUCAAAAAUGAAGCGUAAGCAUACAAUGAAGCAGUGCAAAAAAAAAAAAAAAAACAAAAACAGGCAGGUAAAGCAUUUCGACUUUAUUUGCAUCGUUUCUCAACAAUGUUGGCACCAUGCUCGUCGUACUCCUUCUUCGAGAUCCACAUUUGAUGGAAAGUACCCAGACUGGCCAGGAUGCUACCACCGAUCCACGAGCCGAAGCGACGCUCGGCGGUAUUUCCGGGUGCGGAGAUACGCACGCGAGGACCGGGGAAGAGCUGCAUCAACUCGUGGUUCAAGCGAUCCGUGAAUCCGUACAACAGACUAGAGCCACCGGUGACGACGACGUUGGCGAGGAGGUGGGGGCGGAUAUCGACAUCGACGCCGCCGAGGGAAGCCUUGAUCAGUUCGGGGAGGGUUUGGGCCUGUGUGGGAGCGGGGAUGGGCGAGUCGGGGUCCGGAAUAGCAGCCUUGACAUCGAAGAGGGACUCGACGACGCGGAAGCGGUCGACGCCGAAGAGUUGGUUGUAGCCAUCAGGGAACUCGAAGGGACGGCCGGGCGAUGAGCGGGCCAUUUCUUCGUUGGAAGCACCGGUGGGACCGGUGGCGGAGAGCUUGUUAGGUCCUGGCCAGACCUGGACGACGCAUUCCUUGAAUUCGGCUAGAGUGCGCUCCUCAAGGAGAGCCCGGUAGGUAGCGUCGGGAGCCUUGUCGGCGGCGAAUGUCUUGUACUUGGCCUGAGCGGGCUGACCGGCUUCAACGGCGGUCUUGGAGCUGAUCAGGUAGUGGGGGGUGAUAUUGAUGGGCUGCGGAGAGUUCUUUUUGAAUAGCGCACGGGUCUGCGCUGAGAUGUAGUCGCCGCCAAGGGGGGAAUGUUGCACGCCACGCUUGAGGACCAUGCCGUCGUGGACUGGAG
Penicillium brasilianum is the source of this 4388-nucleotide messenger RNA. The record is from the annotation of a GenBank genome assembly. NCBI's taxonomy places the organism in Eukaryota, Fungi, Ascomycota, Eurotiomycetes, Eurotiales, Aspergillaceae.